This is a messenger RNA of Varroa destructor (honeybee mite), 7383 nucleotides long. RefSeq names its product serine/threonine-protein kinase unc-51-like protein Atg1 (gene Atg1). Gene Ontology annotation, biological process: reticulophagy; piecemeal microautophagy of the nucleus; autophagy of mitochondrion. Gene Ontology annotation, cellular component: autophagosome; phagophore assembly site membrane; phagophore assembly site. Lineage: Eukaryota; Metazoa; Arthropoda; Arachnida; Mesostigmata; Varroidae. The record is from RefSeq and is a predicted model, not a curated record. Gene Ontology annotation, molecular function: ATP binding; protein serine/threonine kinase activity.
UUCCAUUGCUUGCACAACUCCGCUUACCGUUAACCAUAAGCUUAAUGUGCCCACUGCACACAGCGGGCGUAGUUUGUUGCUGCCGUAAGUAUCAUCGCGUUUAGCGGCCCGUUGCCAAUCGGUCUCGGUAGUUUUUCGUCCUGCUACAGCACAACCACAGCAUCAUUAGCAGCAUCUGUCUCAGUCGCAGCAUAAGCGCGGCUGUCCACUCGCCAGCAUAAUCAUUCUCCAGCUUCACUCGAGCUGCGCUUCGAAAGCGGCCAUCGCAGUACUCGCAGCAGCAGCAGCAGCAGAACGGGCAGAACACACUGGAGUAGCAACAGUAGUAGCAGCAGUAGUCCCCGAAUCCAGCUAAUAGUUACAGACGAAACAAAGAAGCUGUCGGCGAUCCCAUCGAGGAGUAACAACAUUGUAUAGCAUUGAACGAGGGCAAUGAGGCGAGCAGCUGGCUGGCACCACUUGACUAGGGCUGACGCUGUUGUUCUAAGAAGAAGCAGAAUUUCGUUGCUCAUCUAUUAGUCUACCGUAUAGCUUGCUGUGUUUGAGGUAAACGCAACAAAAGGAGGAUUUCAUGUGGUUCGUGCCUGUCACCAGUGUUUUAUCUACUGUAACCAGCCAGUAGCACAGGGAUAGUUCCUGGCAACUUCGUGACAGGACUGCCUGUAAGUAUCAGGUAAAGUGUGACCAGCGGCAAAGGGUGAUUGUUAGUAUUGGCUGCGAAUCACGACUGAAUGCGAAAAUCGACAGCAGCAGUAUCAGAGCAGAUUACAACAUAUUACCCAUUGCAGAAACUGUGAAACCUGCAAUAGCUUUGCUGGAAUCCACCUGUGUGCAGAGAAAGAAUACAAGUGUAAAAUUGUUGCCCCUUAAGGGUAAACCACCGGCAGUCAGCUGCUUUUAGCGGCCUCGAGAGGCAGUUACGUCUCUAGACCCUGUCACAAAGGAAAAACAAUAGUUUGUACUUACGGGGGUGCUAAGGCCAGUAUUCGCUUGGUACAUAGUUUACUACGUAUACAGGCAGACUGGUAGUUAAUAAUGCCCGGAAUGGACUACAGUUCGAGUUCGAUCAAGGGGAAACGGCAACAACCGAAUCGUAGUAGGGCAAGAUCAGUGCUUUGUUACGUAUUAAAUCUGAUGCCGAUUUCACAUAUGUCCACAUGUGAAUGAACGGCUGUAAUGUCUAGCGACGAUAUUUGGCUCUGUGCCUGCUGGAAUAUAUGUGCCGCACCAAAGGCACAGGAGGACCGGGUAUACCUAGCCAAUUGAAGGGGGUACGUCGAGGACAAACUGACCACAAGCGAUAAAAUCAACGGAGAAGCAAACCCGAUAAUUAAAUAAAACAGAAAAGCAAUUCCAUAGGUAUACUAUAGGAAAAGCAAUGCGUAAUACGUUAUACUCCCAGAACGCGCGGAAGAGAGAGCCAACACAAAAAAUGACGGUAUUACCAAACCGACCACGGCAUCAGCAGUGAAACAAUUGCAGUUACGCUAUUUUGGGUGCUCGUUACAGAAAGCGUUGAAACACGGGCGGCUAACGAGGGGUCGCUUGCAUCAUCUGCUGCAUCGUAGAGAUGGUUCCGACGAAAGCGUAGCUUGUCUAUUUUCGUGCGAACGCCCUAUACGAACGUAUUAAUCCCGCCACAAACGGAAGAGCAUGCUUGGCUGAAAGCUGGCAGCGGUAGGCAUGGAGGCCAUUGGCGAUUACGAAUAUUCUACCAAGGAUCUCAUUGGUCAUGGGGCGUUUGCCGUGGUUUAUAAGGGUCGUCGCAGGGCAGAGCCCGAAAUAGCUGUCGCGGUAAAGAGCAUUACCAAGAAGAAUGUCUCGAAAAGCUCGGCCAACUUGCUCGGCAAAGAGAUCAAGAUCCUCAAGGAGCUAUCGCAGUUACAGCAUGAAAAUGUAGUUGCUUUACUCGACUGCAAGGAGACGCCGAGGUUUUUCUAUCUUGUUAUGGAGUAUUGUAAUGGUGGAGAUCUCGCCGACUAUCUCCAUACAAAAGGGACUUUGUCGGAAAAUACAAUCCGAUUGUUCCUAAAGCAGAUCGCUGGGGCAAUGAAAGCCCUCUUUGCUAAGGGAAUAGUCCAUCGUGAUUUGAAACCUCAGAAUAUUCUGCUUUGUCAUGAUAAACAGAAUCCAACGCCGGCUGACAUUACACUCAAGAUUGCGGAUUUCGGGUUCGCUCGAUUUCUUCAGGAUGGCGUCAUGGCAGCCACACUAUGCGGUUCACCGAUGUACAUGGCCCCCGAGGUCAUAAUGUCCCUACAAUACGAUGCCAAGGCUGACCUCUGGUCCAUCGGUACUAUAGUAUUCCAGUGCCUCACGGGUUCAGCUCCUUUUCGGGCCCAGAGUCCCCAGGCCCUGAAGCAUUUCUACGAGAAAAGUCCGAGCCUAUCGCCCAAAAUUCCGCAGGGUACUUCGCCUGAGCUUGCCGCCCUGUUGCAGGGUCUGUUGAAACGGAACGCCAAGGAUCGAAUCGAUUUUGACACGUUCUUUUUACACCCGUUCUUGACGGUGUCAUCGAAGCAGCCGGGUUCGAGUCCUGUGCCUGUUCCACGACGCGGAAGCUGUUCUAAUUCGCCACUUGUUUCACCCUAUGGUACACCACUACUUCCAUCGUCGCCCUCUUCCGGAGGCCACUGGGGUACACCGGGGUUACCUAUGAAUGUCUACCCGAAACUCAGCCAAACAAAACAGUCGAUGGUCUCGUCACCCGAAGAACAGGACUAUGUGCUGGUGGAGAACGAACUCUGCACCGACCAGUGGCCACAACAGCAAACACCUCCCCGGUCAACGGGAACCCCUCCGCGUACUCAACCGAUCCCUGUGCCUUCGAGGAGCCUCCGUCUACGAAAGUUCAAUGCGGAGAUGAACGACGAAAAACGAGGCUCAAUAGCUGCUUCGCCGAGCCAGUCCAAUUCAAAUCUUCCGCGCGGCACUCCCGAUGUCGAGAAGCUCACACCACCGAGCGCAAACUUCAUGAUGAAUAGUCCCUGCGGAGCAUCUCCUCCAUACGGUCCGGGAUCAGCUGUAAGACAAGCGUUCGCGUCUUCACCUAUUCGGAUUGUCGGUCACCACCACGGAUCAUCAGCCGGAGGCCAUCCGCUUGGUGCUCGCGCUAUGACCCUGCCGGAGUUAGCCAGCGAAACAGGCGCUGGAGGUACAGGAAGUGCUCCGGGUAGCACAAGUAGCGGAUCCGUGCCUAGCUCGGAUCGCAGCCUGCAGAGAUCGGGGUCAGUGAACACUCUGUUCACGCUAUCGCCCAGUGCAUUAAUACAGGUGGCACAGAAACGCUACAACGAUUCAGUAUUUGAAGGCUCACCACCCUCGGCAAACGACCUUCAGUUAUUUGUCGCUCCGGAGUUGCCUCCGGAGACAAUUCUGGAUCGAGCACAUAACGAGACGCUGGCAAAGCUGAACUUUGUGCACGCCCUUGUCGUCUGCAUCCUUGAGCUAGCAAAAAGUCGAGCUGCCGGGGAACUGGCACAUCAUAUCGAGCCAAUGGUUGCCAAUCAAACUGAUGUGAGGGUUGUGUCACAGCAGGGCAACGGUCAACCUAUCGACAGAGAUGAACCCGCUAGCCAGCUAAUGGGACGGGGCUGUAGCCUUGAGUCGUACCGACAGGCUGAACAAUUGGUACUUCACUUACGGGCAGUCCACCUAUUAUCAUCGGCUCUGCAGUUGGCCAAGCGGCGAAUUCUCGACGGGAGUCUACAAUUGUCCCCAACAGUGAAAGACCUUUUACGACAGAUGAGGCAGAAACUACAGCAGGGCGUCCAGCAGUGCACUGCUUUAAGUGACGCGGCAGGCGGUCUUACGAGACGGGCUCUUACCGAUCCUCAGGUAUUCCAGAACUUGUCGGCAGACCGACUGUUGUACAAUCACGCUAUUGAAAUGUGUCAGAGUGCGGCUUUAGAAGAGUUGUUUGGCUCACCCCAUGAGAGCUUUAAGAGGUAUCAGACGGCUCAGAUUCUUCUACACUGUUUAGCCCAGCAGGUAGAAAAGGAAGAAGACAAACUGUUGCUCUCAAAGUAUAAAACCGCAGUAGAACGGCGGCUCACAAAUCUGCAAUUAAGUGGACCAGACGUCUCAGCGAGCCCACCAGGACCGGGUUCAUACAGAAACUCGAUGGGUGCCGCGGGGACGUUCGCGCAGCCACAACCUUCAACUGUCGAAACAGCAGGGGCUGCCGAACAUUAGUGGAGUCACGAUAUAGGCACAUCUCCACAUAGCAAAUCACGCUCUUUGUCGAUCUGAAUUAGGGCGAACAAGGGCGUUCGCCCCGCGUAACUUGUCAUCGCUGCGGGCACUACAAUAAAACUUGUCCACUCUCAACUGAAUACGAUUCACUGAGCGUGCUGCAUACACUUCACGAUUUCGCCGACUUCGUACGAUCGCUGCAUACGUGAAAAGCAGUAAAACAACGAACACGAAUUAUCGUUGAGAACGAUAAAUCUCACCAGCUCAUUUAUGGGUAAAUUCCUAAUGCUCGAUGUUAAACGUAAAUUUGUCAUUCUGCAAUCACGAAUUGUCUAUUUGGCCGAAUCUAAUGUCACGUGAUGGCAAUUCAGGACACUUUUCUCAAAAUAAGGAUCGAGUGCUCGUGUAAAAUUGUUUAUGUAGGCAGCGAAAAAAAAGUUUGUCUCCAAGGGUUGAAUGUAAAGAUGAUUACCAAAAUGAUGAAAACCUUUACAAAGCUUAAAACUGUUUUGCUUUGUUCAAUCCUUCGUGUGCUUCGUCUUGCUGCAAAACUUGAGUUCUGAUGAUACGCCGUGGCAUCCUCUCUUUGUUGACCUGUAGAUCAUCCCUGUCUGCCUUUUCCAGAUAGGAAGCUUGAGAGGUCGUCCAUUCUGCACCCUAGAGGAAACAGUGACCGGUACGCAAACAGCUUACCAUGAUCCUACUGCUUCCCGAAGCGGAAGAACAGAUUAAGACUAAGACAGACAUGGAGAGAGCUUUCCAAAUGCUGCUUAAUGAAGGUUUAAUUUAGAGAAUAGGGGUAUGGUGAAACUGGUUAAGUGAAGGUCAUUAGUGUGAUGCUUCAAAUUCGAACCAUAUAUAUGAGAGGAAACUAAUUUAGAAAUGGAAAUGGUCUGAAGCCGAAACUAGAACUGUAUAUAAACACACACACGCAAUAUAUAUAUAAAGUAAGUUAAGCGGAAGGACUGGUAAUAUUAUGAAUAUAAUUGUAAUUAUAACUAUAUAUAACAAUUACCGUGAUUAUAAUAGUGGUGUUGAAAAUAGGUGCGGUGCUAUAGCGCCUAAGUGAAGCAGAUUGAUGGAAAUUCAGUGAGGUGCGAAAGAACCUGAGAUCUAACAUCACUAUAUCUAUCACGAUGACAACAAGCUGAGGUCCAGCUUAUGUAAGGCCCCUUUUUACUUCAAUGUCAGAUAAAGCUCAUUGUUACAUUUUCAGUUGCACCGUCAUGACAAGUCUCUUUUUCUGUUUUAAACUAGCCAGAUCGAUGAUCGCAAAGAAGAUUCAGUGUGCAGGAAAACCUAUCUCUGAUUGCUAUGUAAUAAAUGAAAUAAUAACAAUAACCUUGACGAGAUAAACACCCUGUUAUCAUCAUCAUUUUUACGACAAUAAGAAGGCCAUAAGAAAGUCCAUCGCAGAACAAUAAGUAGUCACCGUCAGCGCCGGCAGUGAUGACCAGGUUACGCAAGCUAGCCAGCAAAUUAACUGUGCAUUGACAUAAAAAUCGGAGAUAGAUUUCAUGUUGUCAUUUAUUUUAUGUUGACAAGAGCGCUAAUUGAAGUGAUGGAAAACGCCAUCGUCUGCCUGCGCACGAGAAAGGGGCUUCGCGAAGCGAUGAGUCAGUCAGACCCUUGUACGGACCUAGACAUACCAAAUUCGCAACAGAGUGCGCCUAUAAGUAAACAAGCCUAUGUGUUGGAUUAAUGCGCUGUCGUUUGUCGUUGUAUUUCAAGAGGCUAUUGUUUUAAGCUCAGCUUUUGAUGAGGUGUAAUGGGUUAAUCAGUUGAUCUGAAGCCCGCUUUAUAUAUGUAUCUGGUGCUGGAUCGAUUACUGCGUUUUGUGUUGGCAUUACGGAGUGAGCGCUACUGAUUCGAUGAUACGAGCGCUUUUUGGCUGGAAAACGACUGGUGACAUGGCUUUGAUAUGAGGAUCAUAAAGCAAUUUGGAUGACAAAACAAAAUGUAGAUUACCAAUAAUAUCAAUAUACAUAAUGGAUCAAGUGAAGCUUGCGCAAGAUAACAGGCGAUUAUUAAACCGGCGAAAACAAUUAGAAAGCUUGUUGUAAAUUGAUUUUUAACAGUGGCGACCACGACGCCACGAGACCGAGCGUGACGAAUCUGUGAAGAUUUUAGAUGAAGGUCUCUAUAUGUAUAGAACAAUGGGAAACGUUCAAACGUACCGAAAUUACAUAGAAAUGAACUGAAGGUAAUCUUCGCGUACGUUUCACCCCAUAACGGUUAGCUUCUAUUACUAAUCACUGGCACGGACAGUAAGAAUAAAAUGGUGUAUUUAUUUAGCUUUCCGUCCCACUCUACAUUCAGAUGAAAGGAUGACUAUAUGCUUAUGACCUUCUCGUGCACACGAAAAUUUCCGCAGCCAUUUUGAACGUGAGUUUCGCUAGGAACAAACUAUGUGACAAGUAAUUCCUCAGGGGAAAUCGGUUUAGUUCGUAGCUUCCUAGUUCGAGGAGACAACAAAAACGAACACAAAUUAUAUCUAGUGGAAUUACGGCGAGAUGUGCAUUAAGGACAAAGACAGGAUUUUUGAGGCAACCUACGAAAAGAGAAACAGAAUAGGAAUUGUGUUAGACACCGCCAGCAAACGCCAAAACCAGCAGAAAGCAUACCCGUUUAUAUAUAUAUAUAUAUAUAUAUAUAUAUAUAUAUAUAUAUAUAUAUAAAGAUGAAAAGGAUUGUCUUAAGAACAUAGAAAAGAUUAUUAUUCUAGAAUGCACUAAAAAUUAACGCUAAGCCCGCCUCGUCGCGUCAUGGAACGUGAGGAGUCGAAAAAAAUAUUGUCACCGAAAAAGGGCGCGAAAGGUUUUUUCAGCGCUAAAAAUGCUUUCUAGUGUACAAGCCUAUAUAUAUACUCUGUUGAUGACAGUGCUGAUGAAAGCAGUGAGAGAUGGCAUAGUGAAGAGAAAUGGGUCGCAUAGAGCGAAAAGUUUCAAAAUAGUGCUGGCCCUAAAAAAACGGCAAAGCUAAUAUAGGCCAACGAAAGUAGAACGAAGUACGGGAACAAGAAAAAGAUGAAGUAGAACUAAAUAGUUUACGAUGAAGACCUAAACAAUUACUCCGACUCUAAGCAGAAAACAAAGAAUAGAGUCCCCGACGCAGUCAGCGGCGAAAUACUGCAUGGUGUAUCGACAACAAAUGAAUAAUAAAAUGUAUGUGCUGUAUUGUUAUGAAGUA